AUGGUGCUGUCCCAGGUUGCAGUUUGCAACAAGGACACGCUAGGAAAACUGGUAAAGGGAUUUGGUUGUCUGAUUAUUCCUACUCCAAAUUUUGAAUUGCAGUUGAGUUCUGCAUUGACAGUUGAGGGUGCUCAUUGGUACUUGCACCUCUCUUCAUUGCUGGACAAAGUGACUGAGGUUGUCCAAGAGAAAUUUGGGCUGAUUGUUGAAAUAUCAUGUGAAGAGGAGAGGACAUAUCAGGAGCUGGAAGAAGAGCAGCAGCAGGAAAGUCUUACCUUAUUUGGACACCACUAUGGCAUGAGUUGCUCCUACUUGUGUUUCCCUGUGUCUGGAGAUGACAAGAAAAUGCCACUGCAUCAACCCAUUGUGCUUCUGCUGUACCAGGACCGCAGAAGAUGCCGGAAGCAGCUGGAGGAGAUUUAUGACCUAGUUACACUUUUGACUAGCUACCUAGGAAAGCUCCAUGAAACCAGAAGCUUUUACCACCUCUUAGGAGGCGAUGGCCUAGGUGAAAUGUUGGAAUCAAAAUGUGCUGCAGACCAUCAGUCGCCAAGGCAGCCUGAGGAGGAUGCUUUUGCCAACACUGUGUCCCCAGUGGUCUCCCCAGCUGCUUCAGCUGCCUGCCUGCAAUCUCUAGCUGCUCCCUUGUCACCAGUCCUAAUCUCUUCCCCAGAUUCUCCUGGGUUACACACAUCCCAGAGUGUGUUGCAGCCUCCAGAGCCUUUAAUUCCUCUAGGAGGCAUUGUAUUCCAAUCACCUGCACAUUCUUCUAGCCCAACUCCUUCCUCUCAACCUGUGGCCUACCCUCCUUCCAUGGCUGAUCCAAUCCUGAGUCUUUGGUGUGAUUCUACCACAAUCCCACCAGAAUCCAACCCACCCAAUAACUGUGGGUUGCUUUCUAUUCCUGCUACCAACUCUGAAAUCCAGGAGCUGAUGGAGAUAAGGAUCAGUGAGAAAUCCACACUGAAAGUUUGUCAGGAGAGGGAAAAGGAGGGAGUACACAAUGUGGGGAAUUCUCUGAGGAAUUUGUUAAGCUCACUGAACAGUGAGCAACAUAUUGCUACCCCACAAUCUACUUGGAACAGAAAAGGAAAACCAGAGCAGCUUGCUGGUUCUCAGCAGCUCACUUUACCCAGGGUAUUUGGGAAAAAGUUACAGCAUGGUUGCAGGCAGCUUUUCUGGGGCCUGCCCUCUCUGCACAGUGAGUCCUUGGUGCAAGCCGCAUGGAUUCAUACCAGGUCAUCCUCUGUCCAACACCUUUCUUUUGCAUUCAAUUAUGUUUGCCCGGCUGAGCCUCAGCCUGAAGAUGCUCCACACAUUUCCCAGGCAGAAACCCUGCCUCAAGAUAUGAAUCAAUCUGAACUUGGGACACAAACCUUUGCACCAGUAGAGGAUCAGGUCCCCACUGAGCCCUACCUCCCAUGCUCUUUCCCAAAUUACCCACAUUCCCCAUCCCAGGAUAGGGGUGUACCUUACACUACACUUGAACAAAGGAAACAACCAUCCAUUCUAGAUGAGCACCAGGAUCUAGAAAUGUCUUGUCAGCAAUUAAAAUGGAGGAAGAAUUUUGCCUCUAAGUUACAAACAACUGGAGAAGCACUUAGCCAGCCCACUGGCAAACUUCCACAGGUCCACGAGGCCUCCCAGACUUACAAGUUGGUCACUGCCCUUUCUGGUGACUCUAUAAGCACCUACAUCCAGGAGCACAAAGAGGCAGUCACCAGAAGUGAACAUCAGCCUGGCUGUUCCUUAAGGCACACAGCAUCCCAGAAUUUGAUGCAGCCUCCAGGAAGACUGACAGGGAACUGUCAGUGCCAGGCAGCAUACAAGCAUGAUUCCCUACCACAGCCAUCCCAGACUUCUGCCAUCCCUUCUAAAGGUAACAGCAGUAUGCAGAAGAUAGAUCUAGCAAUGUUAGCACUAAAUGUGCCAAGCAAGGGUGUAAGGCAAGAUCAGGAAAGGGACCUUUCUGAAGAUCAAGCCUGGAAUUCAGGAAGCACCCUAGUGAAGGGUUGGGAGGCCCAACUUUCAAAACGUGACUGUAUGAUGCGAACAAAAUGUCAGAAACAGGCAUCUGCAGACACAAGCAGUCACUUACCUAAUUCCCCAAACAAAAAGUAUGUAGAAAACAUCCUGACAUUCCACCUGGGCAGGAAGUUGAACCAGUUGAAGGAGGGCAUGAUCCCAGUGUGUGUGCGGCAAUCCCACCUCACAGCUAGCCAUGCUUCUCCCAACUCCACUGUCCAUGCCAAACCCACCAAUCACUCAUCCCACAAGUGUGUGCCAUCCAUCGCAAACACCUCCCAGGAGCUUUCCUUCCUGGAUCCCAAAACUCUCCUGAUUCUAGAAACACAUAUUGUGAGAUACCGGGUGAGACAAAAGUGGGAUCCCCAAAUGCAGAGCAGUGACCCAAGGACUCUCGCCUUACAUGCAAAUGCAGCCUUGCCCUUGGCACAGCCCGCUCAUUCCUCCCCAGCCUCCUUUGACUCUAGGGUCAGCUCCAUUGUCAAGGUGGCUAAUACCCCGGAAGAUCUUCAGGAAGGUCUAGUGGACACACUGCAAGGUCCAUUUACUGUCCCUCAGCCUACAGAGCAGCUGAAACUUCAGAGCAGAACUCUAUCUGGCGGCAUCCAUGGGCCAUCUGAGGCUUAUCCAUCUGGACAGAUGGGCAGUCUGGACCUUCAGUUCCCCACCUACAGUUUCCUGCACAGAACUAGGAAGAACAGGACUCUUCUGGAGACUGUGCAGGGCAGCCUUGAGCCAAGUCCAAAUGUAGCAAUGGCUAUGCAUGAGCCAGGAGAGAUGAGUGGCAGCAUAGCCUUGGGAGACCCCUGCCUUAGCAGGACCUCUCCAGACAUUAAAGGAUUGUCCCAGCUUUCAGUGCCUGAGACAAGUGACAUACUUCAGAUGGAAGAGACACCUCCUUCAACUGGGGGAGCCAGCAUGGUGGAUAAUCCCCAAAUGAUUCAUACUCCAAACAGUUCAGAGUCUCCUAGGACCAACAAAAGCCACUCCCCCUCUAGCAAUUUUGAUUUGCAAGAGCCAAUAUACACAGGCCUGAAAUCUUGGGUCAUUACUGAGAUUCAAAAACAAGUGAAAGUCAAAUUAGAAAAGCAUUUCCAACACCAGACGGCUAGCAUCUUUCAACAUGGCCAUACUGACAGACUCUCAACCAAAGUGAGUUUGCCUUCUCAGGCCUCUGAGUUCACAUCCCAGAACCUAACUAGCAACAAAAUAUCAACUCCUCAAAUCAAGGGUGGCCUCUCAGAGAGGAGAGGGCCCAGCCAGCCUCAGCAGGAGCUGAAGGACUCUAGAAUUGAGGUUACAGGAAAGAAUCAGAAGAAAAUAUUCAGUGUGUCUGAUGAAAGGCAGGGCUGUAGGAAGCUUGCACCGGGACUGCAGGAAGAAAGGCGAGCAGUGGUGAGGCCUUGCCACACCUGUGGGCUCAGCCCCCUUAUUCAGGUUAAUGAACAAGGUGCCAUUGCGAGAAAGACAUCCCCAACUUCCCCACAGAAGGCACACAUUUCUACAGAAAACUAUGUCCAGAAAAAGAUGCAGAAUUUUCUGCACUUUGCCAAUCCUAGUACCAAAGACAAAAGGCAGGAAGACUCCCUGCCAAGAGUCAAAUGUUCCUCCCUACCUGCCCAGAGCAGACCGUUCAGGGACAGUGGAGCAACUAAAACCAAGACCCUUAUGAUGGCUGUUGGGAAGAUUAUGGUAGACAAACUGGGCCUUCAGCAUGGUUCUCAGGAGUUGCCUAAAGAACCCAAGACAUUGCUGGACAGACAUCUCAACUGCCACACAGAUCCUUGUUACCCGCAGGAGAAAUCAAUGAUAGAAAAUAAGAGCCAUGGUCACCAGACUAUUCACAAAGAUCCACAUUACCCUAUCAAUAACAAGUGGGCUGGAGGCAGGGACAGAUAUGUCCAAGUGCCUGUGUCUACAGCCAAUUUCUACCCAAGUAGCCUAGGUGGGCCAUGUCAAAGCACCGUAGUGAGUCUCAAUAGCUGCAUUCUCACACGAGACCCAGGCAUUCAGCACUGUGUAGUGGCCACAGUUGAUGACCUGCAAACACCAAUGGAUGCUAACCAGGAUGAGGAUGUUGAUAGUGGGUCCAUUUGGAUCAUUUGGUAG
Molecule: messenger RNA, 4134 nt
Organism: Perognathus longimembris pacificus (Pacific pocket mouse)
Lineage: Eukaryota; Metazoa; Chordata; Mammalia; Rodentia; Heteromyidae
Product: spermatogenesis-associated protein 31E1-like
Exons: 8
Coding region: 1-4134 (1377 amino acids)
Source: RefSeq, a predicted model, not a curated record